Zychaea mexicana is the source of this 234-nucleotide messenger RNA. RefSeq lists its product as uncharacterized. The annotation marks the transcript as partial. Lineage: Eukaryota; Fungi; Mucoromycota; Mucoromycetes; Mucorales; Lichtheimiaceae. The record is from RefSeq and is a predicted model, not a curated record. The transcript has a single exon.
CAAGAGGAAGGACUCACAACGCCGAAAGCAGCAGAGCAGUGUGGUAUACCUUGUAGCUCUGCUUACAGGUUACUGGACGAGUUCAACGCUGGUUCUGGCACAGUUCUUCCUGGAAGAGUAAAGAAGCAACUUCAGCGUGAGCCAAAAAAGCUGUUUCUUGAACAUACAGCUUUUUUGAUCAAGCUAUUUAAUGAUAAUCCUUCAAUUGUUCUUGUGGAAGCAAAACAAAGGUUA